AUGUCGCUUUCGGACCUCACGCAGGGCGCCAUCGCCCGCAUGGUCGAGAGCACGGAUACCAGCAACGGAGUGCAGAACCCCGUCUGCCAGAUCCUCAGCAUCAAGAAGAUCUCUUCGACUUCCACCGCCAACCCAAAUGUCGGAGACCGCUACCGCAUCAUCCUCUCCGACGGAGUCCACUUUGCCCAAGCGAUGCUCGCCUCGCAGAAGCGGCAAAUGGCCGAGAAUGGCGAGAUUGACAGGAACUCGGUGGUGCGCGUGCUGCAGUACUCAAGCAACAACGUCCAGAACCGCCGCAUCCUCAUCCUCCUCGACCUCGAGGUGAUUGGCGGCCCGACACCCGAGAGGCUCGGCGCACCCAAGGCGCUCGAAGACCAGGCGCGGCCCGCGGGUGCCGGCGCGCCCGUCAAGCAGGAGAAUGGCGCCACCGCGCCCGCCACGUCGUACGGAGGCGCCGGCGCUGGCGCCAGCGCCGGUUCCACCAAGCCGGCCAUGGGCGGCCGACCGGGAGGCUCGAGCAUGAACGCCGGCCUGCCCAUCUACCCGAUCGAGGGCCUGUCGCCCUACCAGAACAAGUGGACCAUCAAGGCGCGCGUCACGUCAAAGUCCGACAUCCGACACUGGAGCAACCAGCGGGGCGAGGGCAAGCUGUUUAGCGUCAAACUGCUCGACGAGAGCGGCGAAAUCAAGGCGACCGGCUUCAACGACGCCGUCGACCGCUUCUACGGCCUGCUCCAGGAGAACAAGGUGUACCUCAUCAGCAAGGCCAAGGUCAGCAUCGCCAAGAAGCAGUUCAGCAACCUCAGCAACGAGUACGAGAUCAUGUUUGAGAACUCGACCGAGAUCGAAGAGUGCACCGACGCGAGCGACGUGCCAGAGGUCAAGUACGAGUUUGUCCCCAUCGACCAGCUCGAAAACGUCGAGCCCAACCAGACGUGCGACGUCAUCGGCGUCCUCGAGAGCUACGGCGAGGUGUCCGAGAUCGUCUCCAAGGCGUCGCAGCGGCCGGUGUCGAAGCGCGAGCUGACGCUGGUGGACCAGUCGGGCCGCAGCGUCCGCCUGACCAUGUGGGGCAAGUCGGCGGAAAACUUCCCGCAGAACCAGGGCGUCGACGACAAGCCCGUCAUCGCCGUCAAGGGCGUCAAGGUGGGCGACUUUGGCGGGCGCAGCCUGAGCAUGUUUGGCAGCUCGACGAUGAUGGUCAACCCAGACAUUCCCGAGUCGCACGGCCUGCGCGGCUGGUACGACAACGACGGCGCCACGGCCAACUUUAAGCCGUACAGCAACGUGGGCAUGGCGGGCGCCGGCGGCGCGGGAGCCGGAGGCAACCUGGCCGAGCGGCGCUCCAUCGCCCAGGUGCGCGACGAGAACCUGGGCAUGAGCGAGAAACCCGACUACUUCAACAUUCGCGCCACGAUUGUCUACAUCAAGCAGGACAACCUGUGGUACACGGCCUGCCCGUCGGACUCGUGCAACAAGAAGGUCAACCAGGAGAACGACGGGCUGUGGCGGUGCGAGAAGUGCGACAAGAGCUUCGAGGAGCCCCAGUACCGCUACCUGCUUUCGACCAAUGUCGCCGACAUGAGCGGCCAGAUGUGGCUCAGUGGCUUCAACGAUGAUGCCGAGCAGAUCAUUGGCAAGACGGCCAGCGAGCUCUACCAGAUUAGGGAGGAGAACGAGAGCGAGUACACGGCCGUCCUUCACCGCGCGGCCAACCGCAUGUACAUGUUCAACUGCCGCGCCAAGCAGGACACAUUCAACGACACGACGAGGGUGCGAUACACCAUCAGCCGCGCCGCGCCCGUCGACUUUGCAAAGGCGGGCCACGAGCUGGCCGAGGCCAUCAAGGCUUACCUCUAG
Molecule: messenger RNA, 1860 nt
Organism: Pseudozyma flocculosa PF-1
Lineage: Eukaryota; Fungi; Basidiomycota; Ustilaginomycetes; Ustilaginales; Ustilaginaceae
Exons: 6
Coding region: 1-1860 (619 amino acids)
Biological process (GO): DNA recombination; DNA repair; DNA replication
Cellular component (GO): nucleus
Molecular function (GO): DNA binding
Source: RefSeq, a predicted model, not a curated record